Polychytrium aggregatum is the source of this 1280-nucleotide messenger RNA. RefSeq lists its product as uncharacterized. The transcript is spliced from 8 exons. The record is from RefSeq and is a predicted model, not a curated record. Bases 1 to 1185 code for a protein of 394 amino acids. Lineage: Eukaryota; Fungi; Chytridiomycota; Chytridiomycetes; Polychytriales.
AUGGCAACGAAACACAGCGGCACGGCUCUCCGCUCCAGGGGCGAGGCCGAUACGGCACUCUCGCUCCAAAACGAGCUCGACUAUGUCGCUGGACCCGCAGCCCUUCUCAGCGCGCGGGUGAAGCAAUAUGUCCAUCCGGCGACCACGGGGAAGGAAGCAAGAACUAUUAAUACUCUAUCGCCAUCCACGCGCGACCGCAGCUCCCCCGAUUCCGCAGAAGCCCCGUCAGUCGACGACCCAAGACUUUUGCCCGCUCCCGUCAAGCUCGAAGCUGCUGGCAGUGGAUCUGCUAAUACCAAGCACACUUCCAGCCCGGACGAAUCUGUGCUGAUUACUGACGGUGCUGCAGUCAGUCGUGCCGGGCAGCAGAUUCAGUCGGCGCUCUGGGGGACCCGCAACUUGGUCGAGAGGCUGCGACUGCUUGUAUCGACUCAAGUAACAGGGCUCAGGGUCGACGGAGAGCUUCCGCCGUACGAGGUUCUGGUCGAUACCCUGGAGGCUGUCCUCCAUCAGCAGAGCCAAAUCAACAGUGUCAACUCGUUGAUAGGAUCGUCGAACUUUGUCCUGAACUUGAUCGUUGUUGGCAAGAUGCGGUAUCUCGAGGCAGUCAUUCAGCGUGGUCGCAGACAUAUCAUGAAGCUGCAUUCUACCAUCCGCGAGCACGAGUCCUCGAUCUCGGAGCUGUCCCAGCAGACCGAAAAGCAAUCGCAGGACAUCAACCGGAUGCGGCAUUCCAUUGUCCAGCACAAGAGCCUGAUGCAGAAGGCCCUCGUCGAGUUUCGAAUCCAGCUCGACCACCACCAAGCCAUAAUCGAGCAGCAAAGACAACUUGUAUCGAAACUGACGAGCAGCAAGCUUUCAAGGGACUUUGUUGUCGACGCAUGCAUAUUUGCAAUGUGUCUGGUCUUCAUUAAACAGCCCAUCAUGUCCUAUAUAGUGGAGCUGGCGGCGCUGGGACUGAAGAGCAGAAGCAGUGGCAGAAGCGGCAGAUUGCAUAAGCUGCAGAAGCAGAUCCCAAGCAUGCUCCGCGUUGCUGUAUUUGUGGCUCUCUUCUGGAAGCUCCGAGCUGAGGCAGGUCACUAUGGUAUCCACAGCCGGAUCGGAGGCUUGAUCGAGUACUCCUUCAGCAUCGUGCAGUUCUUCAGGCAGAUGUUUCCCUCCUGGCCAAGCCAACAGCCACCAUGAGGCCGAGAGGUGCGUCGCCCGGCCACUGGUAUCCAAGCUUGAUGGUCACCACGAGACCCAGAGGCUGUUGGGCUGCUUGCCCUCUGAAUCUGAAC